Messenger RNA from Phycomyces blakesleeanus NRRL 1555(-), 669 nucleotides. RefSeq names its product basic-leucine zipper transcription factor. NCBI's taxonomy places the organism in Eukaryota, Fungi, Mucoromycota, Mucoromycetes, Mucorales, Phycomycetaceae. Gene Ontology annotation, molecular function: transcription cis-regulatory region binding; DNA-binding transcription activator activity, RNA polymerase II-specific. The coding region runs from base 1 to 669 and encodes 222 amino acids. The record is from RefSeq and is a predicted model, not a curated record. Gene Ontology annotation, cellular component: RNA polymerase II transcription regulator complex. The transcript has 2 exons.
AUGAUGAAGCUAGCUAUAACAAUGCAAAUUCCUAGUGAUCCCAAAUUAAAACGGAAGCUGCAGAACAGAGAAUCACAAAGGGCAUCACGUAAACGUAAAGAUGUCUAUAUGAAUGAGCUCCAAACAAAACUCCAAACUUUCGAAGAUUCCAAGGCAGAAUCUAUGAUUAAGGCACAAGAGGAUAAUGCUAAACUCAAGAAGAUGGUAGAACAACUACGAGUAACAAAGACUGCCUUGGAAAACAAACUUUCUAGCUUAUUUGGUCCUAACUCUUUCAAAGAUUUUAUGAAAAAGAAAUCAACCCCACCUUCCACUCCACCUGCCAUUUUCGCAUCCAGUUCAACCCUUAUACAGUCACCAAUGCCAAACAGUAGUUUCAGCACAGACCAAGAGAACGAUGAUCCUCAAAUGUAUUUCUUACCACGAAAGAAACCCAGUGAAGAGACAGGCGAGCUUGUCAUGCCAACAGACCCAACGUCUCUUCAUCCAAUAUAUUCCACAACCCCUCGUCCUAAAGAAUUAGUAGAAUCCUGGGAAAGGUUUUCAAAGCAUCCUCGGUUUGAUGAUAUCGAUUUGGAUUUUGUGUGUACUGAGAUGAAGAAAAAGGCUCAGAUCACAGAUCACAAUGAGAAGUUGAAUUCUAUUAUAGAACUUCAUUAUCCAGCCUGA